Bombus impatiens (common eastern bumble bee) is the source of this 1469-nucleotide messenger RNA. It is a transcript of the gene Ssu72, whose product is annotated as RNA polymerase II subunit A C-terminal domain phosphatase SSU72. Gene Ontology annotation, biological process: termination of RNA polymerase II transcription. The transcript has 4 exons. NCBI's taxonomy places the organism in Eukaryota, Metazoa, Arthropoda, Insecta, Hymenoptera, Apidae. Gene Ontology annotation, molecular function: RNA polymerase II CTD heptapeptide repeat phosphatase activity. Bases 317 to 904 code for a protein of 195 amino acids. Gene Ontology annotation, cellular component: nucleus; mRNA cleavage and polyadenylation specificity factor complex. The record is from RefSeq and is a predicted model, not a curated record.
GAACCUGCCUAACGUGAGAAAGUGUAUAUAGGGUUUUCAUUACAAAUUUUACUAUGAGCAGGCGAUAAAUAGAAAACGCUUGAGAAUCAUUUUAGUCGUAUAAUUCUCCAGAAUUUUCCGCGACCACUGAUUCAAAUUAUUUUUGUAAUCUUAACGUUGCAAAAAAUCACUUCCACCAAUUCUAUACUAGAAUUUUAUGUACGUUAACAGAUAUACCGGAUGUGACAGGCAGCGUAACGAUCUUUAAGGUUAAGUGACAUUACGCUUUUUUUUAUACUCCGACUUUUUUUUUUAUAUCGCUAAACUAUUCGAAACAAUGCCAACGCCAAACUCUAUCAGCGUAGCUGUGAUAUGUUCUAGCAAUAUGAAUAGAAGCAUGGAAGCUCAUGCCUUCUUGAGUAAAAAAGGUUUCAAUGUUAAAUCCUUUGGAACUGGCGAUAAAGUUAAGCUUCCUGGAAAUGCACCUGAUCGUCCAAACAUUUAUGACUUUGGAACUUCGUACGAUGAAAUCUACAAUGACCUUUUAUCUAAAGACAAGCAAUACUAUACACAAAAUGGUUUGUUGCACAUGUUAGAUAGAAACCGUAGAAUAAAACCGAAACCAGAACGAUUUCAAUUAUCCAAGGACAAAUUUGACAUUUUAAUCACAUGCGAAGAACGUGUUUAUGAUCAAGUAAUCGAAUGUAUGGAAUCUAGAACUCAGGAAGAUAGUCAACCAGUACAUUUGAUUAAUAUUGAUAUUCAGGAUAAUCAUGAAGAAGCUACAGUUGGAUCGUUCCUCAUUUGUGAAUUAGUCACUGUGCUGGCCAAUAGUGAAGAUUUAGAUAACGAUAUAGAUGAACUACUUCACGAAUUUGAAUCAAAGUUUGCAAGAACGAUCUUACACACGGUACUUUUUUAUUAAGAAGCCUGUUGUAUAUCAACAACUUGGUGUUCAUCAACGACUUAACUUAUAAAAGCAGACUAAAUUAUAUAUACUAUAAAUGUAGCACCACAUUAUCUGAAUCAGAUUAUGUGAAGCGAAUUCCGUUUUUACGUAACAAGUAAGAAUUCGAUUCGCGCUUGCUGUUUAAUGAGAUAUUGCUUUCCACGGAAAUCGUUCUAGAAAUCUGCUGUUACAUUCAUACUGUAUCUCUAAUCCGUGACAAAAUAUGCAAAAGCAAGAUUAUUGGAUUCGUUCAGGUUUCGAAACGCUAGUAUCAGAACGAUUAGAAAAGAUUAAAAAGCAAAGAAUACAAAUUAUAAAAUAUUUUAAUUUUAUAAUAUAUACGCAUAUAAGUACAACAGCAAGCUAUUCUUAUAUGUGUAUGUAUGCCGUUAUUAGAAUGUAUUUGUAGUACAUAGAAUCAAUAUGAGUCUCUGAUAUGCUUAUAAAUUCAGAGAUUUGUAUAUUAUAAAAUAUGAUCCGCUGUUAUAUAGCGAAAAGGCCUUCAAUUCUCAUAAUACAAUAUAAAUAUUCGUAAAAUCAA